Messenger RNA from Hyposmocoma kahamanoa, 8877 nucleotides. It is a transcript of the gene hyd, whose product is annotated as E3 ubiquitin-protein ligase UBR5. Gene Ontology annotation, cellular component: nucleus. The transcript has 49 exons. Bases 81 to 8615 code for a protein of 2844 amino acids. Gene Ontology annotation, biological process: protein polyubiquitination; regulation of double-strand break repair; DNA damage response. Gene Ontology annotation, molecular function: RNA binding; ubiquitin-protein transferase activity; ubiquitin binding. The record is from RefSeq and is a predicted model, not a curated record. NCBI's taxonomy places the organism in Eukaryota, Metazoa, Arthropoda, Insecta, Lepidoptera, Cosmopterigidae.
ACAAAUUGUGCAGCAAGAGUAACAAAUGUUUGAGUAAUCCUUUGCAAAUUUGAUGCGAUCACGGAACAGUAUUCACGAAAAUGUCUUCGAUGCAUUUUGUGGUUCAUCCAUUGCCUGGUACAGAGGAUCAAUUGAUAGACAGAAUCAAAGAAGUAGCCGAACGUUGGAAUAGAUAUGGCACUGGGGCAGGUUCAUCAGCCCUCAGUUCCCUGCGGGGAGUUCGGGCUGUGGCUGCGGGCCCCGCACAUAUCGCUUGCCUUCUUGAUGACGGCACCAUCUGUCGAGCUGCCUUCUCCAUCAUUCCUGAUAGACUUGACUUGAGUAAAGCUGAUGCUAGUAAAAAUGGAGGGAAUGGUGGUGGUGGCAGCGGCGGUGGAGGGACAAGUGGGGGCAAGCAAGGCGGUAGCGGCGGAGGUUGCGGCUCGCGACAGCAGCCCCGUACUAGAGCUCGGAUCAUGAGAAAUUCCAUACGAGCAGCACCUACCUCACAAGGAUCGACAAGCCGUGCAACUGGAGUUAUAAUCGGUCCAUCAGGCUCAGGCAGAGUAGUAUCGGUGCCAGCCCCAUUUGUGCCAGAAGAUUUAGUUACACAGGCACAAGUCGUGCUCCAGGGCAAAAGUCGGAGUCUCAUUAUUAGAGAAUUACAACGUACAAAUCUGGACGUGAACUUGGCGGUGAACAACCUGCUAUCACGCGAUGACGAGGAGGGCGAAGAGCCGGAAGGCGGCGAAGGAGGUGACGGGUACGUGCCCGAGGACCUCAUAUCCCUGCUCGACGGCGGCUUCCACGCGGCGCAGCAGGAUCACUCCGUCAUCAUCGACGCAGACGCCAUGUUCUCUGAGGACAUCUUCGGGUACGCGGCUAUCAGAAGCCGUAGUGGUGGUGGCGGUAGCAGUGGCGGGCGCGGGGGCGCCAGCCGCGAAAGCAGCAGCUCCACGCAAGAGCGGCCUUCGGAGUUCAGCCGUUGGCGCGAGCGACAGUACUUCGGUCCGAGGCGAUGGCUGGAGUCGGCACUGCGAGACACCUCGUGGGAUAAAGAUGGAGUUUGUUCCACAGGUGAAAGUAAAAAGAAAGACUCUGCCAUGACGGCAUCUCCGUUGUGGGUGUCAGAGGAACUGGAGUAUUGGGACAGCAACAUCCGUUUUACGCACAUCGCGGCAACAUAUAGCGAGCUUAUUGCUGUGUCCACUAAUGGUCAACUGCAUCAGUGGCGCUGGGCUGAUGCGCAUCCCUACCAGCGUAAUGACCCUUCUGGUUCCGGCGUGACAUACCAUCCUCGCGCAAACUGGUUGGGUAUGGGGUUAGGGGAGAAAGUGGUGAACAUCAGCGCGGCUGGCAUUCGGAUCUCCGUGCUCACCGACGCGGGAAGGAUCGCUACGUUCCUUGAUGAGUCUAUUGCGCACGCUCCUGGAGCUUCUCGUUUGGAACACCCCAUGCAAACAUUCUCAGAGUUUGGGUCUGACAAAGCCAUAUCUCUGCACGUCUGUUCGCUUUACACAGUGGCGAGACUUGAGUCUGGAGCUCUUUAUUGGUGGGGUGUACUUCCGCUGGGUCAACGCGCUCGCUUGUGGGAGAAGCACCGCGCUCGCUCGCGUAAACAACAGCGUGGUCACUCCUCCGCCACGCCUCAGGAUCUGCAAGCGGGACAGAGCGUCACUAUGAAGAACGCACCCAUGUAUCAACCUGGUGCUAUUGGCUUCAACAUGUCAACUGGCGUACCGAAGGUGGGCGUGUUGCAAAACGCCGCGUGGAACCUCUCGGAUAUGUGUCGUUUCAAGCUGAUGCCGCCGCCGCAGCCUGACCGCUCGGUUUCUGAUAAGGAGAAGAGGGAGUUACAGAAUCAGUCCCCACUCACGGUAUCAUCGGUAAAGGCGUCAUCCUCGAACAGCAACUCUAAAGACAGUGGCAAAGACAUGGCCGAUAGACUGGACAUGCCGCCGCCGCCCAGCCCCGCCUCUUCCACGUGCAGCGAUACCAGCACAUCACAUAAACGAGCCAAACGCGUGACUGUCCGGGGAGAGGAAGGCUCCUCCAACGACGGCUCCAAACGUGACGAAGAGGAGUGGCCGCUCAAGGAGGUUGUAUUCCUGGAGGACGUGAAGAGCGUGCCGCUUGGCCGCGUGCUCAAAGUCGACGGCGCUUACGCCGCUGUUCGAUUCCCGACCGUUGGGAAAGAUGGCAAAGAAAUCGUUCCUUCCACCCCGGAUGAUUGGAUGACGUUGUUGCAAGAUUGCCGUCUCGUGCGCAAGGACGAUUUAGUUGCGGUGAAGUGGGGCGCGGGAGGGGCCGCUGGCCCUCGUGGUCCUGAUUGUCUGCAGCGUUCGCCAAGGAAGAUUGCUUUGCCUCCAGAAGUUCAAGUCAUUACCAUUGCUGUGGACAACCGUGGCGUACAUGCUGUAGUUCGUCGCGCAGGUGGUGCGCUCGCGUACGCUGUGUACGCUGUGGGAACCACGCGCGCUCUUACCGACAGUACCUUCCCCACUGACAAUACCGCAUUGCUUGGGCAUUCUAACGGACAGGCUAUACAUCUUGCCACCGCUGCUGAGGGCAGCGAGCCCGUAGUGAUGAUGUUGGAUGGGAACGGUGCGCUGUACCCAGUAGCACGCGACUGUGUAGGCAUGGUGCGCGAGCCGCCGCCACUCAACCUACCGCCAGCACGGGCGUUGGCUGCGCACGCGCUGCCGUUGCACCCACAUGGCGCAGCGCAUUCGCACCAUGCUGCGCUCAAGUCGCAGGUGGCACUAAUAAUAUUAGUACCGGAGCCACAACUGAUGAUGCCGCGCGUUCUGCGGUGUGAUCUUGAAGGAGUACGUACGCUACUGCAUCAACUGGAGGCUGACUCUAACAAACAACAAGUCUUAUCGAUUCUCCAAGAACGUUGUGAUGGCAACAGAAACAUACUACACGCUUGUGUGCACAUGUGUGCUCCUACGUCUAAUAAGGAACCUGACAUAGUUGAGAAUUCGAUGCCGAAUCUGGCAGGCAACCCCGGCAGUGGCGCUAGCGCAGAGGAAGCGAUGCCGGCGCUCUCCUGGCCGCCGGAGACCUUCGAAGCGUCUGGAGAUGAGGACAGCCUGAUGGGACUUACUAAUAACGGCAAAAUGUCAAGCGGCGGCAACAGCGGCAGCGGCGCCGUGAGCGCAGAUCCUGCUGAGCGUCGCGGCAAUGCCCUUUCGGCCCUGCGUGCCCUUUGCGAGAGUCCUGUACUACAGCCUUACUUAAUGCAACUACUUACUGCUAAGGAUGGAAUGGGCCAAACUCCCCUAAUGGCGGCUGUAGCGGAACGGGCAUACCGUGCGGCUUUAGUUCUUGUAGACGCGAUUCGCGCAUGCCCGGAUGUGGAUGAGGCCCAGCGUACCGCUGCCAUAUUCCCUCCCACAGCGCACCCCGAUCACUCUCCGCUUCUCGUUCUCUGCUGCAAUGAUACCUGCAGCUUCACGUGGACCGGACAGGAGCAUAUCAAUCAGGAUAUUUUCGAAUGCAAAACUUGUGGACUCACCGGAUCCCUUUGCUGUUGCACUGAAUGCGCUAAGGUGUGCCACAAGGGCCACGACUGCAAGCUAAAACGCACAUCGCCGACGGCCUACUGCGAUUGCUGGGAGAAGUGCCGCUGCAAAGCUCUCGUUGGCGGCAACUGGACCGCGCGUUGCGACUUGCUCGCACGCCUUGCUAGGGAUACUAACCUCGCUACACACUUCAACUCCAGGGGCGAGUCAGUCCUGCUGUUUCUUGUACAAACUGUGGGACGACAAGCCGUAGAGCAACGUCAAUUCCGCGCAGGCGGCGGGCGGGGCCGCGGGCCGCGCAAGCAGCCUGGCUCCGACGCAGAGGUCGACGCUCCCGAUCACGAUCUCGAGCCACCACGAUUCGCAAGACGCGCGUUGCUGCAUUUGCUUGGUGACUGGCCUGCUGUGGAGGCGGCGAUAAUGUGCGGAUCGUCGUGCGGCAGUGGCGACGGCGAAACCCGCUCCGGGAGUCCCGCACCACACCAGUCUGGGACCACUUUGUUGGACAAAUUCACGCAUGCACUUAUCGUGAAGUGCACUAAUGAAAUGCUAGACACCCUGCUGCACACUCUUAUCCGCGAGCAACAGAAUGAAACGAUCCCGGGGCGCGCUGAGCGUGCCCGCGAAGUAGCGCGUCGGUUUGUGCGCUCCGUCGCAAGGAUCUUCGUCAUAUUUAGCGUUGAAAUGGCGCCGGGAGCUGCAAAGAAGAAGGGGCCGUUAUCUAUAACAUCGUCACUCGUCCGGUGUCGGCGAGUUUUCGCAGCCUUAGUGGCACUCGCAGUCGAAGAGUUAGUGGAAGCCGCAGACGCCCUUCUGGCCCCAGUACGACUAGGCGUCGUACGACCCACCGCGCCAUUCCCCUUGGCUACCACAUACGUAGACCUUGUCAAUGGCAGCGAGGACUUGUUUGGUGUUGAACCACUCUCGACCGGACAUUCACGACUAGCACACGCCAGACGGGAGUCAAGUGUCGCCGGAGCUCGCGGCAACGUAGCUAGUGGUACAUCAAUGGGCAGCUCUACUCUAGUGCCCGACCGGUCCUCGACGCCCGUAGCGACUGAAUACGCAGAUGACGUCGCCGGUGAAGCUCUGGGUGGCGACGAUGACGCGUCAGAGACUGAUGAACCGAAUGCGCCUGCGCCUGUACCACCUACUGAUGCUCAACAUGAUGAUGCUAUGGGCGACAGAGGUCAGGAACAACAUGUCGUGGUCGAGAACGGCACAGAACGCGCCGAAGGCGGAGAAAGUGAGAGCGAGUUAGAUCUGCUUGCUGAGGUUGAAACAGAGAGCGAUUCCGAUGAUCAAGACAACGCUGAAUCGGCCCAGCGCAGUGUGCAGACCGGCGCAACACAGGGUUCCGACGCCGGCAUAGCGUCCCUGCUGCUGUACCCCGAGGAUGAGAGUGGCGACUCCACACAGCCCGAAGACGAGGAUUCAGAAGCCGGAGAAACAGAUGAGCAAGAUGGUGAAGCCGAACCGCCGUUACCGGAUGGCGAACCACUCGAACGCCGCACCGCACCGCCAUCUAGACCGAAUUUGGCCCCGCACUCCAUGCAAUGGGCUAUACGUUCUCGCGAGUCGAACCGUGGCACGAGCGGCAACGCCAGUGGCGUGCGUCUGACGGGCGGGUCCUCUUUGGUGUUCAUCGACCCCGCGUCGCUGCGUCGCUCAGCCGCGGCAGCUGCCGCCGGCGCCCAUGAUCCACACUCUACCUCCACAACUGCGUCUUGUUUGGCUAGAGCUUUCGGAAUUGUGAUCCGACAAAUUGCGGAUCUGUUGUGGGAGUACGAGCGCAUAACGCUACCGCUACCUCGCAUGCUGCCACUCGAGUGCAGGGAGGCUUUGCGUCUACAGUGUUACCUCGAGAGGCAGCUCAAGCCCACCUGGGACUGGCUUGUUACUGUUAUGGACGCUACUGAGGCGCAGCUCAGAUUCGGCGCGUCCCUUACGUCGAACAACGCGGGCACCUCGACAGCUGAAACCAGCCGCGUCGCGGCACCGGCAGCUCGCCGCACUACCUCCUUCCCCUCGCCUGCCACCCGCAUCAUCAGUUUUACCGAAGGACCUCGUGCCAGAGAUCGAGAACAAGUUACAGGUGUGGAGGCAGGCAGCGCCCGUCGCGAGUUUCUGGCGUAUUGCUUGUCAUUGCUGCGCGCGCACAGCGCCGAGCACGCAGAGCAACUUCCGGUGCUAGACGUUGCGGCGCUAAAGCACGUAGCCUAUGUGCUCGACGCGCUUGUCUACUACAUGCGUGCUGCGCAGCCGCAGCCCCAUCACCACCCGCAUGUCUGGCCACCUGACGAGAAUGAAAACGAAGAAGGUGACGAAGAAAUGGUGAUGGGAGGUGCAGCGGCAGCUGAAUCUGAUGGAGAAGGCGACGGCGCCCGCGGACGCACUCACGGGUUCUUCCAACGAUCAGAUUCUACAUUGUGUCUUGGUUGUCCACCGCCCGAUCCGUUUAACAUGACAAUGCAAGAUGCGCUGCCAUUAGCAGACCAGCCACAGUUGCUGCAGCCCAACGCGCGGCGCGAGGAACUAUUCGGCAUGCCGCGCCAGCCGGUCACUGUGCCCUCAUCUGGCGACGCGCCGCCGGGCGUUAACAACCCUCUUGAAGUGGUACCGCGCCGACUUGGCUUGUCUUCUCGCGGCACGGAGCGUGACUGGUCUCCCCCCGCACGUCCCGCCUCUGCGCCGCCGACUCAUUCGCAUACUAUGACUAGAGACGAGCCACAGGACUUAUCAUGCGCAAAGGAUACAACUACAAAAAUGGAAGUUGACACUGACGGCGAAUAUCUUUCCGAUUCUGACUCAAAUGAAGCUAGACAAAUCCCCAGGAAGAAGAUACACAGACAUCCGCAUUCCGGUGGCAGCAAUUCAAUGCAAGAAACGAGCGCACCCCCUUCAGAGUUCCACACGCUGGUCGAUACCGCUUGUUCAAUUAUUGAGUCGCCACAUCAACAGGCUGCUUCACCCAUACCUGGUCCCAGUGGUUCGGGCUCGUCGACUGCGGAACCCCGGGCGUCUUCCUCCCGCAGCCCCGGCAAGACUGUCAUUGUACGUGCUGGUGAACUUCUAAGCGCGGCGGAUCCGUUGGAGUCGCAAGAAAUCUCAGCUCAUGUAACUGUUGAGACGACUGGGCUACCUCCACCACCUCUGCUGCCGCCUCUUAGUGCACCCGCUCAACCGCGCGCAUGCCCAUCCCUUGGCGCUUCGGUAUCUCACGAUCUGCUCCUGGGUCGCUGGCGUCUGUCUCUCGAUUUGUUCGGCCGCGUAUUUACUGAGGAUGUAGGCCUGGAGCCCGGCUCUGUAGUGGCCGAGCUUGGCGGAUUCCCUGUCAAGGAAGUAAAGUUCCGCCGCGACAUGGAGAAACUAAGGAAUUCACAACAACGCGAUCUAACCUUGCACAAGAUGGAACGGGACCGUGCGAAGCUACUGCAGCAGACAUUUGCAGAGCUGAACAGUGCGUUCGCGGGGCAGAACCGGCGCGCCCACAGUGCGCUACCCCCACUCGCCGUUAACCGCGUUAAAGUCACUUUUCGCGACGAACCAGGAGAAGGCAGCGGCGUUGCGCGCUCGUUCUACACUAGUGUUGCAGAGGCGUUAUUAGCUAAUGAGAAGCUGCCGCCACUGGAGCCGACCACGGGUAGCGGCAGCAACAGCAAUAGCACCAAUGGUACUGCUGGUCCGGCAGGCACCGCGGCAGGGGGUACAAGUACCAGCAGUGGCGCUAGAAGCGGUGCCGGACGAGCUCGUUCGAAAGACACGACACGCCGUACACCAGGCCGGCCAACGCCGCGCCCACCAACCGCCCGCGAGCCGCGUCGCGUUUUAAGCGUUGACGCCAGACCUUACUCGCCUCAGGCGGCACCCGGCACAGAAGGCGCUGGCUACAGUGGAGAUAGACCCGGAGGACAUAAUGAGCAUCUCACUCUACACCAAGCUCAACUAGGCGAAAGACUUUAUCCUAAGGUUCAUUCCCUGCACCCUACAUUCGCUGGUAAAAUAACGGGCAUGUUGCUCGAGUUGACGCCAGCACAGCUGCUGGUUCUACUCGCUAGCGAGGACGCGCUCCGGCAGAAGGUGCGCGAAGCUAUGGAUCUUAUUGUCAUGCAUCCAUCUGAAGCCAUAUUGGAUUUGGACGUGUUUUCGCUAUCCGAACGCGGCGCAGGUGUAGCGGGCAGUGCCACAGUAGGCGCAGCGCUCGACGACGCCGCACCGCUAUUCUAUUCCCCGGGCAAACGAGGUUAUUACUCGCCAAGACAGGGGCGCGCUACACCAGAGAGAAUUAAUGCGUUUAGAAAUGUCGGAAGGAUUAUUGGCCUCUGCUUACUUCAAAACGAGCUGUGCCCCAUGUUCCUGAAUCGACACGUCCUUAAAUACUUGCUAGGGCGGCCGAUCAGAUUCCAUGACCUAGCGUUUUUCGACCCGGUCGUGUACGAGAGUCUCCGGCAACUCGUCGUUGACGCCGAGACUGGCGACUCGCACUCGCUUUUUGCUGCGCUCGAUCUUAACUUUAGCCUAGAAAUGUGCGAGGAGGAAGGUGGUGGGUGCGUAGAGCUGGUGCCGGGCGGGCGUGAGUUGGAGGUGACCGCGCUCAACGUAUAUGACUACGUACGCAAAUACGCGCAACAUCGCAUGCUCAUCUCCCAGGAGAAGGCGCUUGAGGCGAUGCGAAUGGGAGUACUGGACGUCCUACCCGAAACCGCCUUGGAAGGUUUAACGGCAGAAGACUUACGGCUACUUCUGAACGGUGUCGGUGAUAUCAAUGUAGCUGCGCUCGUCUCCUACACCAGCUUUAACGACGAGAGUGGCGAGCCACCCGAGCGGCUAGCGCGCUUCAAGCGCUGGCUCUGGGCCAUCGUUGACAAAAUGACGCAUCUAGAAAGACAGGACUUGGUUUAUUUCUGGACGGGUUCGCCGGCACUGCCUGCAUCCGAAGAAGGCUUCCAGCCAAUGCCAUCGGUGACAAUCCGACCAGCCGACGAUGCGCACCUGCCCACCGCCAACACCUGCGUCUCGCGGCUCUACAUCCCGCUUUACUCAUCGCGGCACGUGCUCAAACAUAAACUGCUGCUCGCCAUCAAGACUAAGAACUUCGGCUUUGUGUAAACUUCCUGCCUCUCACCUCUCGUAGUAUCUCUUUAGUUUAAGCCCAGUCACGUAAGACUGCCGUUGUAUUUUAUUGUGACGUGAAUGCUAUCAAAUAGCCCUAAAUGAUAGAUAACCUUAUAUUCAAUGCUGAAGUAUGUUUUAUGUACUCUAGAUCACUUUUUCUUCGCGUGACUGGGUAUUUUGACUGAAUAGUAAUAUUUAUUACACAGUAAUUCUUUUGCUACAGGAACAGUCAUGAUUAAGGUCUGCACAAGUACAC